Molecule: messenger RNA, 1317 nt
Organism: Verticillium dahliae VdLs.17
Lineage: Eukaryota; Fungi; Ascomycota; Sordariomycetes; Glomerellales; Plectosphaerellaceae
Exons: 3
Coding region: 1-1317 (438 amino acids)
Source: RefSeq, a predicted model, not a curated record
AUGGUUUCGACACUUUCUCUCCGUCAUGCCGUUGUGGCCGCACUUGCCUUUAACGGAUUGGCUAUCGCCCACUACGAAACCGGAAACGCGGAAACAGCCAUCAAAGAAAAGCGCCAGGUAGCGCCUCGGCAGCUCGACCAGCUUCUCGGUCUUCUUGCUGGCGCUGGUGCUGGCGGUGCCGCUGGUGGUGCUGGCAAUGGGGCUGGUGAUGGGGCCGCUGGUGGCAAGAACAACGCUGGAGCUGGUGGCGCUCUUGACGGUCUUCUCGGUGGAGGCGCAGCCGGCAAGAAGAAUGAAGGAGCUGCAGGUGGGGCUCUCGAUGAUCUUCUAGGAGGCAAAGGGAAGCAAGGGAAAGCAGGUGCCGGCGGUGCUGGCGACGCUGCUGCUCCAGGCGGGGCCGUCGGCGGCGGUGCUGCAAACAAUAGCACUGAAGUUCCGCCUGCCAAUGGUGGCAAAGGUCAAGGCAAAAACCAGGGCAAAGGCCAGGGCAAAAACCAGGGCAAAGGUCAGGGAAAGAACCAGGGCAAAGGUCAGGGCAAGAAUCAAGGAAAGGGAAAGGGAGAUGGAGCAGGCAAGAACAACAAUGCUGGUGCCGGCGGCGCUGCCGCACCCGGGGAGGCUGCUGCGACAAACACGGCCGACUGUGGUGCCGCUGCUCCAUCUACACCCCCGGCUGCGGCCGAUGGCAACGGCAACGACAACGGCAACGGCAACGGCAACGGCAACGGCAACGGCAACGGCAACGGCAACGGCAACGGCAACGGCAACGGCAACGGCAACGGCAACGGCAACGGCAACGGCAACGGCAACGGCAACGGCAACGGCAACGGCAACGGCAACGGCAACGGCAACGGUAACGGUAACGGUAACGAAAACAAUGACAACAAUGGCCAGGAUAAUGCUGGCGAGGGCAAUGCUGGUCAAGGAAAUGGCAACGCCGGCCAGAACAACGACAACAAUAACGAUGCUGGUAACGAUGCCGGCAAUGGAGCUGGCAAUGGCGCCGGCAAUGGCAAUGAGGAUGACAAUGGGGAUGGCAAUGGAGCUGGCAAUGGCGCUGGCAACGGCAACGCUGGCAACGGCAACGCUGGCAAUGGGGAUGGCAAUGGCGCUGGCAAUGGCGCUGGCAAUGGCGCUGGCAACGGCAAAGCUGGCAAUGGGGAUGGCAAUGGGGAUGGCAAUGACGCUGGCAAUGGCGCUGGCAACGGCGCUGGCAACGGCAACGCUGGCAAUGACGAUGAAGAGGGUGCACAGAACGAUAAACGCCGGGUCCAAGUUAUGCGGAGGCGUGAUGUUCUCGCCAACCUGCAUUGGUAA